GUGGACCUGGCCGGGUCUGAGCGAGUUAUGAAGACUGGCGUGGCUGGAACACAGCUGGAGGAGGCCAAGAACAUCAACAAGAGCCUCCUGGCACUGGGUCAAGUCAUCUAUGCUUUGGCGCACAAGCAGAAGCACGUUCCGUACCGAGACUCGAAGCUCACGCAACUCCUCCGCAACUGUCUGGGAGGUAAUGCUCGGACUGCAGUGCUGAUUGCCGUGUCUCCGCACGUCGACAAUGCCGGGGAGUCACUGAGCUCGAUGCGCUUUGGGGCGCGUGCUUCACUGGUGGAGAAUUCAGCGAGCGAGAACGUGGCGGAGAACGUGCUUGAGCUGAAGCGACUCCUUGAGCAUGCUCGGCAG
Molecule: messenger RNA, 360 nt
Organism: Symbiodinium pilosum
Lineage: Eukaryota; Dinophyceae; Suessiales; Symbiodiniaceae
Source: the annotation of a GenBank genome assembly